This is a messenger RNA of Phasianus colchicus (ring-necked pheasant), 2631 nucleotides long. It is a transcript of the gene PPP1R3B, whose product is annotated as protein phosphatase 1 regulatory subunit 3B. The record is from RefSeq and is a predicted model, not a curated record. Gene Ontology annotation, biological process: regulation of glycogen biosynthetic process. Gene Ontology annotation, cellular component: protein phosphatase type 1 complex. Gene Ontology annotation, molecular function: protein phosphatase 1 binding; glycogen binding. NCBI's taxonomy places the organism in Eukaryota, Metazoa, Chordata, Aves, Galliformes, Phasianidae.
GGUCCGGAGCGAGGCCGCCCCGUCGGUGGCGGUGGUUCGGGGGGAGGCGGGCUGUGAGCGGGCCGAUGCGCUGCGUCAGUGUAAUAGACUAUUUUCCUCACAAACAAGCAAUGGCUGUGGAUGUAGCAAUGCAGCUGUACCUGUGCUCCUCACCCUUGCGAAGAGAGAGGUGUGCCUGCAAAAUUGCCCCAAAGCCAAACAAGCCAUUGCGGCCAUGCAUCCAGCUGAACAGCAAGGCGGUACUGACUGGACCAGAAGAGGCAGAAAACUCCUUCACACACAACAAGGUGAAGAAGAAGGUGUCAUUUGCGGAUAGCAGAGGCUUUGCUUUGACAAUGGUGAAGGUGUUCUCAGAGUUUGAUGAUCCUCUAGAUAUUCCUUUCAACAUCACUGAACUGAUCGACAACAUUGUGAGUCUGACAACAGUAGAGAGGGACAGCUUUGUCCUGGACUUCGUUCAGCCCUCUGCAGACUACCUGGACUUCAGAAACCGUCUUCAGACAGACUGUGUGUGCCUUGAAAACUGUAUGUUAAAGGAACGGUCUGUUGUGGGCACAGUGAAAGUGAGGAAUCUGGCUUUUGAAAAGUCUGUAAAGAUCAGGAUGACAUUUGACACCUGGAAAAACUUUGUAGAUUACCCGUGCCAAUAUGUCAAGGAUACGUACGGAGGAUCAGAUCGGGACACGUUUUCUUUUGACAUCAGCUUGCCUGAUGGAAUUCAAUCCCAUGAAAGAGUUGAGUUUGCCAUCUCCUUUGAGUGCAACGGCAAGGUGUACUGGGACAGCAACAGGGGCACAAAUUACAGAAUCAUACGCUCAGAACUGAAGUCUGCCCAGGAAGCCCUCCGCCCUCCGUGCAGCCCUGACUUCAGCAGUGCCUUUGACCAGUUUGGGAGUCCUCGGUGUGCCUAUGGCCUGUUUGCUGAGUGGCCAAGCUAUUCAGGAUAUGAAAAGCUGGGGCCCUACUACUGACCUAAGGACCUAAUAUUCUGACUGACUGUUGGUGGUGUCUGCAGGUGUGGGAGCCCUCCUAAACUCGAGGUGUGUGGAAAAGUGGAAGAAGUGAGGCUCCGUGUAGCUCUGCGUAAGCCUCCCAGCGAAAAAAAAAAGUGCAGUACUCUGCUGGCAGUUGGCUUAUAAUCAGGGAUGCAUCUCCAUAAAGGGCUGCCUUCCCUGUCUCAAGUCAGAUAGCUGGCUCUCCCGAUGAUCAAAAGAAAAGGAGAUGUUGCUUGCCUGCCUGUUCAGUGCUGCUACUCCUUCCUCUUCUGUAAAGCUGCUAGUCUCCAGGGAAACACUACAAUGCUUGGGUUGUCUGCUGAAGCUAUGUAGUGGUGGCUGGUUUGUGUUGCUUGCUAGUGUUAAAGGGUUUUGGUGUUGGUUUUCCUUUUUUUUUUCUCCAAAAUAUGUUCUAGUAUUUUUAAGUGUGCUGUACUUCAACAUCGCAGCUGGGCUCUCCUGGAGGGUUGGCCCAUGCCUGUCAGGAAAUGUUGAAGUGAUUGGCUUAUGGGGAACAGCCAUCUUUUUGUGCACUUCCUUGUGUGAGGCCCUUUCUGCUUGAGGCAGGAAGGGUAUUUUGGAAGUGAGAAUACAACUGCGAUAAGAUGUGACCCCACAGCCUGCUGUAUUAGGGGACAUAUGUGCCUGUGGGGGAAAAAUCUGAUAUGCUUAGUCACCAGUUGUUUUAUCAGCUGAUCUUGAAAAGCUUUCAUCAUAUGCUUGGCUGGUGUUACCAAAAAUAGAGGUUAGCUGUAGCUGUAUGGUGCUUGUAAAGCAUCUGUAGGCUGACAGCCUUGACUGCCUUCUUUAAAACCUUCCUCUCUUUUAAUUGCAAGUGACCAGUAAUGCUUUUAUCCCUUGAUGAACAUUUGGAAUCAGCUACUGGACUUGCUGGGUUUUGGCAUGAUGCCCAUGCAAGCAGCUUUUCUCAGGUGUUGUGGGAGCUAAACACAUGGCACUGUCAUGCUGAGAGAAGGUGGCUGUCAUGCACCUACUGUGAUGGAAGUGCCUUGGCUGAUAAAGUGCUGGGAUCACGUGCACCAUCACUGGUUUGAGAUAAACAGGCUUUGGAAUUGAUGUUGCUUUUUUUUAAUAAAAAAGUGUAGUGGUUUAUUACUCCAUGCCUUGAACUGCUUGGCAGCAGAUGGAGUGGCACUGCUCAUGUGCAAGGAUGUUGUGGCUGAACUGAAGAACAUCAACAUGCUGUGCUUUCCCUCACUGCUCUAGCAGUUGCUGCCACUUCAACCUGGGAAUGUCUAAGCUUUCUUUUGCUCUUGCCUUAAGAAGUGGCUCACCCACUGCAGAGGAAUGUGAUAUUUGGGAUUACUCUGCCACCUCCAGAUGUGAAACAAAUCACCAAUGUGAGCCAUCACUCUUUUGAAACAAGGUAGCUGUGCUGAGAUGAGGUAGCCAGCUUGUUCAGUGCCAGACAGCCUUGCAAAGCUGCUUGCAUAGUAGCUGAGCAGAAAAUGUAAUCCCUCAAUCAAACAAUCAAAGGGAGGUUCUGAAUAGUCUGUAGGAGUAGAGGUCAAGGGAAUCUUCCUAGUGCAUAAGCUUUAUAAAUGUUUUGGGUGCCUAUAGAAGCAUUUAGAUUGGCUGGAGAGAAGCAGUGGGCUAGACUACUUGAUAAGCUUUU